This is a messenger RNA of Rhincodon typus (whale shark), 1956 nucleotides long. It is a transcript of the gene 42sp43, whose product is annotated as P43 5S RNA-binding protein-like. Bases 107 to 1174 code for a protein of 355 amino acids. Gene Ontology annotation, biological process: regulation of transcription by RNA polymerase II. Gene Ontology annotation, cellular component: nucleus. Lineage: Eukaryota; Metazoa; Chordata; Chondrichthyes; Orectolobiformes; Rhincodontidae. The record is from RefSeq and is a predicted model, not a curated record. The transcript has 9 exons.
UUGGAGUGCAGUUGAGAGACAACUGUGUUCCCCAUCCCCCUGGCUCCUCAAGUGCAUAAAUAACAUCUCUUUGGGGUAUUCCUUUUAGUUUGAGAGGUAGAGGAGAAUGGAGGUUGCAGGCAAGUUAUUGAAACAAGUUCCCUGUGAGUAUCCAGGCUGUUUGGCCAAAUUCACCAGAACUUGGAAGCUGGAGGAACACCUUAGUGUACACACUGGGCAGAAGCCUUACAAGUGUGAUGAGGGGGAAUGUCAAAAGACUUUUACUCGAAAGUCUCACCUACAGAGACAUCUAUGCCAACACCUGGGACAGAAGAGAUUUGGAUGUAAAGCUGAGGGCUGCACAGAAGCGUUUGUUAGCAAUGAACGUUUAAAGAAACACAUGAUGUAUCAACAUGGAAACAAAGAACCCUACAAGUGUUCUUCUGAAGCUUGUGGGAAAACAUUCAAGAAAAGUCGUGACUUGAAAAUCCAUAGCUAUGAGCACUUCAAAGAGCCUGCUUUUGAGUGCCAGAAGGAGGGGUGCGAAAUGAAAUUUAAGACACCAAAUGAACGCAAAGUGCAUGAAAGAAAACAUGAUGGCUAUCCUUGCAGUUCUGAAGUAUGUCAGUUUGUUGCAACCACAUGGACACAACUACAAAAGCAUCUGAAAAUUCAUCCAAUUUCAGUUGAACAUUGCUGUGCUAAUUGUGAAAAGAAAUUCAAAAGCCUCAGUGCCUUGCGUAGACACAAACUGAUCCAUCGGGCCCAAGGUCCUGGGCGUACAUGUCCAAUGGAGAACUGUGACCUAAAUUUCACAACUGCCUUUAACCUGGAACAUCACAUCAGAAAAGAUCACUUCAAGAUAUUUGAAUACAAAUGUUACUUUCCAGACUGCCAAAAGGCUUUUGUAAUGAAGGAAAGUCUUCACCGCCAUCUUGUAGUGCAUGAUCCUGAGAGGAAGAAACUAAAUAUCAAUCACAAAUGUAGACAAAAAUGGCGUCCAGACCAGAGGAACCUGGUGAUUGAAGAGAAACUGACCAGACUGUUCAAUGAGAAACAAAUUUUCAGAGCAAAAAGUAAAAUAGAGAGUGACCUCUCUGGUCUCUUUAAUGAGCGUAAAAUUACACAUCCUGUGAGUAAUGAAGUCAAUCUUUCACGACUAUUUGAAAACCAACUGCUUUUACAAGAAAAAUAGUUUGAAUUUCUUUCCAAUAGUACCUUAAGUGAUUUUUAAUUUUGUAACUGAUUUACCACCGAUCUUGAUGUGCAGUUGUGCCUUUUUACUUUAGGUUUUGAAGUUUGAGAUGGUGGUAUUUUGAUUUGGAUGUUAGUGUUUUAGUAUGAAAAGUGAGUCUUAUCACUUGAACUUUGUCUAACUUUUUGAAUUUGCAAUUGCUUGAGGAAAUUUCUUGAAGUUUGCUUUAAGAAUGUAACUUCAGUGCUUUGGUGUGCCUCUGCCUCCAUGUCUAGGCAAUCUUCCUGUACUAAAGGUUGCAAGCCAUCCUCCUGGUGUUUUUAUGGCUGUUUAAAAAAAAAAAAAAAUUAAGCUGGAGUAUUCUGGCAACUGUUUCUUUGAGGGGAAAAAAAUUGAAUCCAGUAUGGACUGAAGAUGUGCUGAAAUGUAGUCUGAUCUGUUUGUUUGGCUUAGUUUUUUUUUCAACUUUCAUAAGUAGAUACAUGGCCUCUCUUUCAGGAAGUGUUACAUGAAUACUUCUAGGUGUAACUUAGUUUUUAAUUUGUCAAUGGCUUGCAUUAAUUAGUUAUCCCAAAUUCACCUUUGGAGGUGGUGGGCUACUUGACUUUGUUAACACAGUACAGGAUUCUUCAUUUGAGGCAAUGGAAAUGUUGGUUUCAGAUUGAUUUCACAUGGUCUUGGACCCAUAUUGGAGUGUGUCAAAUAUUUGAGCCAAGGGUGGCUUGAUUUAAUUUGUUAUAAACUGAGCACUCCUGUUUAUGUUAAUAAAUGCAUGAACUGAA